AUGCCGUUUGGCUUGUCCGGAGCUGUAGCAGAGUUUACCCGAUUGAUGCGACAUGUGUUGGGUCCAUUACAUGGGAAAAUUGUACGAAACUAUUUGGACGAUAUGGUCAUCGACGCCGUUGACUGGGACGAUAUGUUGUCCAAACUGAGGUUGGUGUUUGAUCGGUUGAGGAGUGCGUGUCUGACUCUCAAACCAUCAAAGUGUGCCUUCGGUGCCAAGCAGAUUGAAUUUCUAGGAUUUGUCAUUGGCGGUGGUCUGAUACAGCCAGGUGAGUUGAAAACUCGGGCGAUAUCAGACUUCCCUACUCCGGUCGACGUGACGUCCUUAAAACGGUUUUUGGGGCUUACCAGCUUCUUCCGUAGGUUUGUAGAAGGAUAUGCGACCGUAGCAGAACCACUUACGCGUUUGACCAAGAAGAACACGGAUUUCUUGUGGAGCGACAAGCAGGAUAGAGCUUUCCGUGUGCUGAAGGACCGGUUGACAGAGCCGCCAGUUCUAACUAUGUUUGAUCCAAGUGCAGAAAUUACCGAACUGCAUACUGAUGCCAGUUCGUUAGGACUUGGCGCUAUGCUGUUGCAGUCCGAGAAGACUGGCGAUUCGCUGAAGUUAGUUUAUUGUAUAAGUAAGAAAACCAGUGAUUCCGAAUCCAAGUACCAUUCCAGCAAGUUGGAAUUGAUGUGCGUGGUAUGGGCAAUGAGUAAGUUACGUCAAUUCCUCUUGGGGUUGCAAUUUGUGGUUUACACGGACUGCCAGGCUCUUGUGUAUCUGAACUCAUUCAAGGCGACGAACGCGCAAGUAGCCCGCUGGCACGAUGUGUUGCAAGAAUACGAUUUUACAAUCAAAUAUCGACCUGGGAAUCGGAUGUGUCAUGUAGAUGCUUUGUCUAGGGCUCCAGUAAGCCCUACUGGUGAUAAAGAACUUCCCUUCGACGUGGAGUUGGAGGAUAGAUGGGACGUCUGUGUAUUACUGACCAUCGAAGAUAAGGUGCGGAUGUGUCAAGCAGCUGAUCAAGAGGUGUCGAGUAUUAUUCAGAGACUAAAUGCUGAUCCAGUCGACUACAACUUGGUUGACAAAAGUUUUGCUCUGGAGAACGGACUGCUGUACAGACGAGUUAACGGGAAGUUAUUGUUCGUGAUGCCAAGGGCUAUGCGCAAGGGGUUGGUGGUUGCUGCACAUAAUCUGAAAGGGCACCCUGCUGUGGACCGUACGGUUGCUAAUAUAUUGGAGGACUUUUGGUUCGUUAAGAUGCGGAGGUAUGUUGCAUUUCACAUCAAGAUGUGCUUCGAAUGUUUGAUGGUGAAAGGACCAAGAGGCAAACAGCCAGGUCUAUUGCAUCCUAUUGCUGUGGGGAAAAGACCAUUUGACACCGUACACCUUGAUCACGUGGGCCCGUUGGUUACCACUUCAAACGGUUUCAAGUAUGUGCUAACUUUUGUAGACAACUUUACUAAAUAUGUAAAUUUUUACCCUGUAGCUAGUACGAGCGCUGAUGAGACGCUGCAGUGCGUCAAGAAAUUUGUGAACGCUUAUGGAUUACCUCGAAGGUUAAUUUCUGAUAGAGGGACGUGCUUCACUGCUCGAGUAUUCGAAGAAUAUUGUGAUGGUCAAGGGAUCAACCACAUAUUGACCUCCACGCGCCACCCACAGGCAAAUGGACAGGUUGAGCGCACCCAUAGUGUACUUAUGGCUGCGUUAAUGACGUGCGCUGAAGAAGGCAAGGAUUGGGACGAGAUUCUGACUGAGGUACAGAACUCCAUCAACAAUAGCGAAAGUAAAGUCACUACGAGGACACCGUUUGAGAUGCUCCACGGAUAUCGUCCUCGGUUCCACCAAGGUAUUCUGAGAGUAUUGUCAAAAACUGCGGAUAAUUGGGAGCCUCCUGAAGAGGUACGUGAAGCUGUCCGUGAACAACUAGAGAAGAAGAAGGACAAGGACAAGGCCAGGUAUGAUAGGCACAGGCAUGACAACACCCAUUAUACCAAUGGAGAAGUAGUGGUCAUGAAAAGGGUUCCUACGGUUACUGGGGAGUCUACAAAGUUACAGGACCGCUACAGAGGACCGCUAGUUGUCAUUGAAGUGCUACCGGGAGAUGUCUACCGUGUUGCAGAAUUGGAUCAGACAAAAAACAGUAGAUUUGCGACAACGGCACAUGUGUCCCAGUUAAAAUCAUGGCGUAUUUACAAAGAAGAUGAGCAGAUGGAGGAUGAUGGUGAAGAAACGAUUGAAGAGUCUGGUCGUAGUGGAACUGUUGGAAGGAAGGAAGUUGAAGAGACGUCUGACUCAGUCCAAGGGAAGGUUGCCAGGGUGAGAAGACCACCUGUGUGGCAUGAUGACUACAUUGUUUAA
This is a messenger RNA of Macrosiphum euphorbiae (potato aphid), 2346 nucleotides long. Lineage: Eukaryota; Metazoa; Arthropoda; Insecta; Hemiptera; Aphididae. The record is from the annotation of a GenBank genome assembly.